CAUCCCUUCCUUUCUUUCCUUUUUCUUUCCAUCCCUUCCUUUCUUUCCUUUUUCUUUCCAUCCCUUCCUUUCUUUCCUUUUUCUUUCCAUCCCUUCCUUUCUUUCUUUUUUCUUUCCAUCCCUUCCUUUCUUUCCUUUUUCUUUCCAUCCCUUCCUUUCUUUCUUUUUCCUUUCCAUUCCUUCCUUUCUCUUUUUUUCUUUCCAUUCCUUCCUUUCUCUUUUUUUCUUUCCAUCCCUUCCUUUCUUUCUUUCUUUUCAUCCCUUUCUUCCUUCCUUUUCUUUCUUUCUUUGUUUCUUUCUUUUUUCUUUAUUCAUUUCCCAGUUCCUUCUUUCUUACAAUCUAUCUUUUCUUUUCCUUUUCCUCCUGUCCAAAUGUUAGAAUGAAGUUAAAAAAAAAAGACCUCCAAAUAUUGCUCCAGAGAAGAGGUUAUAAUUGAUUAAAAGAAGUAGUACAAAAUCUGAUCAAACUUUAAUUUUAAGAUGACGCACCUCACCCGUUCCUUCCCCGCCCUCACCACCUUUUGAUCAUAACUUUCACCACUCAUUCCCCAUAUUUCACUUCCCUUUCUUCCCUCCUCUUAGUUGAAACCAUUCCCUCCUCCCCCUUGUCAUCAUCCUCUUCCCCUUCCCUCUCUUUACCUUUCAUUAACACUCACUCCUCCUCCUCUUCCUCCUCCUCCUUCCCUCCUUCAUUUAUCCUUCACAUGCCAUUCAAUCCCUUCCUUCGUUUUAUCUCCUCUUCCGCCUCUUCCACGUGCCCUACUGUCUCCUCUUAUUCUUCACCUCUUCUUCAUUACCUUCUAUCUCAUCGACACCGUUUUCUUCACCAUUACCUUUCCUUUCUCCUCCUCUUCCAUUGACACUCCCUCUCUUUCUCUUAUUCCACUUCCACGUAUAACCAUCCUUUCCUUCUUUUUACCUUCUCCUCCUCCUCUGUCUUCUUAACUAAAACUCUCCCGUCCUCUUUCUAGUCUCCUGUUUACCUCUCCAUUCCCUUACCGUACAUUCCUCCCUUUUACCUCAUUCCACCUUUACGUACCUCCUCCUCUCACGUGGCCUUACUCAUCGGAAGUCGCCUCAACACUCACUCCUCCAGGUGGCACGAGAGAGGACCUGGGGAGUCACUGGAUGCCUUGUGACGACACCUCUGCUCAUUUGUUUAUUUGGCUGCCCUCGACGCUUUUGAGGAAGACCGUGGAAAGUGUUUAGGCGAGGCAAUGUGUGUGUGUGUGUGUGUGUGUUAGGGGUCUAUUUUUGGGUUUGUAACACUGUCUCGUCUGCGUCAUCUGGUGGUGGAGCGGCGAUUGCGUAAACGAGCACGUGUGGUCUUGUGGCUCUUGCUGAAUAUAACUUUUAUUGGUAAACUCCGGAACAGCCUCCCUUCGUCUGUAUUCCUUCCUUCCCUCGACCUGAACGCUUGGUGUAUUUUAUUCCCUUUCCAUUCCUUCCCUUUUUUGCUAACCACACAUCCAUACACUCUUUCUUUUUUCUUUUCCUAUCCCUCCUGUUUCUCCCUUUCCCACACCCAACAACUACCAUCUUUUUCUUUCCUUUCUCUUUUUCUACCCACCUUCCCACUUCCCUUCACUUUAGUUUUUUUUCCCCUUUCCACCUCUUUCCACCUUCCCAAUCUAAUCUGACUACGUUUUUAGGAAUUUCUCCUUUAUUUUUUUUUUGUCGGAGCAGCAUUUUCUGUGCUUUCUUUUUUGUUUGGUCAUGCUCCUGAUUAUCUCCUUCGCUUUCCUAAAAAUAGAAACCCCCUAUAUUAUGUUGUAAUCCUUUCCAAGUUGUUGCUUUUCUCCCAAUCUUUCUAGUUUAUUGAUCGUCGCAUUUGUUUCUUCUUACCUUCACAAUUUCACGUUUAUUGGCCGUUCAUUUUUUGCAUGUUUUCCUAUCUAGCAUGCCUAAUUACCAAUCUUCGGGUCUGGCCUGAGCAAUGGGCGCACAGCCCACACAAGUGUUCAUCCUUCCUUUCGGAAAGGUUAAUAAAUGGGUACCUGGGGAAACCUGGGGAUGGUAAACUGUGAUGACCCAGAUACUGCACUAACGCUGUAUCCCAGGGGAUCAAAGGCCAGUGCGACGGAGAUAAGCACUGCGGCCAAGCGCAGCUAAUAGUGUGUAGUCUUGACUUUACCUAUACCUCUCUGCUUCCUUUUAUCUUUCUCUUUACUUUUGAUCCUUCCGCUGUCUUCAUUUUACCUCGCCGCCACUCCUUCCUCUCCUGUUCAUUUAUUUUACCAUUCACAUUCGUUUUGAAGCGUCGUUUAUCUCCACCCUUAGGCACAUAUUUGGCUUAUUUUCCUUUCCUUUCCCUUCCCACCGUCAUUCCUACCCCCUAACGUACUGUACUUACUAAACAUUUCCUUUCUCGCUGUCUUUUCCUGCUACUUACCUAAUGCCCUAUCUUUACCCACGAGCUUACGACAAGGCAAGCUGGUGGUGUUUGGAAGGGAGGUAAACAAGGUAAUACAUUUUUUCAGGGCGAGAAAGGGAGGACGGCCACUUGUCAAAUUGUAUAAGUCUGGCUGUUGAGGCUGAGAGGAUUGGGGUUAGAGGGAGUUGAAGUACCCCACCACAGUGUUGUGCAAACAUUGGGGGCGGAAGGACAGGUGACGAAAGGGAGAAAGAGCAGGUUUGUGUAUGUGUGUGUGUGUGUGUGUGUGUGUGAGAGAGAGAGAGAGAGAGAGAGAGAGAGAGAGAGAGAGAGAGAGAGGUGAAAGUUUCAUGAGGUGGUUCGUAGCGUCAACUCUGGGGAGUGGGCACCCUCGCUGCGUCUCAGGCCUGGCCACAUCAUGAAUGUUGUGCAUUAGCGUGUCCUGUGCCUCCAUUACAUAAUCGUCAUGAGGCUAAGAGGCUUCAGAUUCAAUGGUGUUCAGAUGUGGUUCGAAUCUCUCACUGAGAAUCUCGGCUCGCUCGACAGCUCCCUGGAACUGCAUAAUUUAUGUACUCACUCUGCAUGACAACGGGACUGUAUUGAUAUGAUUGAUAUGUAUAAAAGCUGUACUGUUUCAGGAGCAAUCUUGCCUUCUGUCAUGUUUUUUUUAUAUCCUUGAAAGAACACAGGAAGCAGGAAUAUCCCUGACGUGUGUUGGUGGCAUGCAGCGAGAGGGAGGUGUUGAUGCUGCUUGCGUCUAGUGGUGUAUGGCAACCUCUCACAAACAAUCAUCGUCACCGUCUCACCCGACUCACCGGUCACCGCAGUUUAACCAACAACACGCAGAAGUGAGCGAUAUCGUCCGCCGAGGAUUCUACGUUUAGCUACCGAGCCGUGAAAUACUGUUCUCCGUGCUGAGCAAAUUUCACGCCAACAGUGUAUCCUAGUGCUUACUGGCCCACAUAAGACUGCCAUCAAACCAGCAUGUCCCCGCGUGCCGAAAGAAAGGUAAGAGGGCAUGCAUGAAAUGGCUGCCUUCACCACGCUGCCGCCUCUCACCUCACCCCACCCUCUUACCCACACCGAGACGGAUAUGGACACCUUCAGUUGCUAUUCACAGAGAGACUGAAGUUUUUCUGUGUUUUGUGUGAUGAAAGGUGAUUGAGAGGGCGGAACAUUACCUGUGGAAUACGGGGCGGGGCGUUCCACAUGGGCAGGGAGGCGGCUGGCCUGCCGUCUGGCCGGCUGGAUUGUGGGGCCUGCGGGCGGCCAGAGGGCGCCUCCUGGUGCUGCUUGGAGCGACAGCCGCCACUCCCGCCGGUGCGAUGCUCGAGGCGUCGAUCAUCUACAGUGCUCGGAUGGUAUCGGCGCUCCUCUUCACAAACAAGCCGCGCUUCAGACACUCAUUCCACUGAGACGCUGAUUGAUCUGCUCCUAGCGCCGGUUCCGUCUCAUUUUUCAACCAGAUGGAUCCACACCACCGUUGACCUCCUCCGGGACGCCCACACAGCUCGCGAACAGGUAUGUAGUAUGCUGUUUUUACCACGUAUUACUCAAUUGAUGGACUAUUCACACUUUCAUACUUCUGUUUUCACCCUUCUUCGCCCUGUUACUAAAUCAAGAGCAAUUUAAGUAGCGGGCUUUUUUUUCUUCCUUUCUUUACGCCCUUGAACUGUCUCCUUACCUGUAAAAAAAAAAUUAUAUACUCGCACGAAGAAUAUUAGAAGCGAGGAACGUCAGCCGCUUCUGCAUAACGAAUUUAAACGCCUCUUUUAUCUCUUUUUAAAGGAUGCUAUGCAAAUAUUCAUAAGUGCCGGUGUUUUUAUCUUCCGACCAAGCUCCAAUCUCUGUCCCUCUCCCCCUCUCCAUUGAUCCU
This is a messenger RNA of Eriocheir sinensis (Chinese mitten crab), 4250 nucleotides long. RefSeq lists its product as uncharacterized. The transcript has 5 exons. The coding region runs from base 3584 to 4006 and encodes 140 amino acids. Lineage: Eukaryota; Metazoa; Arthropoda; Malacostraca; Decapoda; Varunidae. The record is from RefSeq and is a predicted model, not a curated record.